CUUUGGCAUUACUAUUGUUAUUAUAUCAUAUUAUGUAUUAUUAGAAUUAUAGGUAAUUCCUAUCCAAAUGCAAUGAUUCCAGAAGUUAAAGUAUGCGGUAGUAGUGUAGUGAUAGAGCGCUUGCUUCUUAAACAAGAAUUUCUGAGUUUGAAGAAUGAAUACUGUAUUCAACUUGUUUCUCCAUGCAUUCACUUGUUUUGUCAUAGUUCAUGUUUCGGAGUUAUAGAGUUGAGAGAGGGUUGUAACCACAAUUAAAAUAACCUCCUGGACUGUAGUGGCCUUCUUGGUCUUUGGGAGGUUAUGUUAUUCAAGGGAAUUGGUAUCUGCAGAAAAAAGCGAAAGAAAUUUGGUUUUAGUUGUAUAUUGUUGCUUAUUGCAUUUUUAAUUUUGCUAUCAUGCAUUUUACAUAUCCUCAUGACGUAUUUUAAUCAAUUGAAUGCUACUUUUAAUAGUAAUGAAAUAUUUUCAGAUAUUUUCUCAAACCAAUUCAAAAAAGAAAUUUUAGGUAUUAAUAAAGUGGAUGAUGUUGAAUUUAUGGAAAUUGUUGGUUCAUAUCCUUUUGCAGAACAGAUUGGCGUAUUCUUUGAAAAAGAUAAUAAAUUUAUAGAAAGUUCUAAAAACUCAAAUAGUAAUGAAGAUCCAACUAUCAUAUCUACUAACAGAUCAAGUACAACGAUGACCUCCCAAUAUUUGUUUCUGCUAGGUCAUUAUGAACAACUUGGGAAAACAACAAUAAAUUUUCUUCAGGCUGGUUUGCUUGCAACUCUUCUGAAUAGAAAUCUUGUGGAGCCAUUUGUUAGGCAUUCUCGUUUUUGUGGUCUAAGAAGUGGUUGGACAGGUGCAAUGCGCAAAAAGAGUAGGGAGUUUCUUCCGUUAGACAAUUAUUUUGAAAUGGAGUCUAUUUAUGAUAUAUUUUCAAGAUUAUCUUUUAAUGGCAUAGUUAAUUUAGAACAUUAUUUGUCGCAUUGUCCUUCUACAACAAUGAUUUAUUUUUUUUAUGCUGGAGGAAAAGAUGAAACGAAAAGGUAUUUAAAUUUUUCAGAGGAAGAAUAUAGUAUAAUAGAAACAAAGUUAAAAGAAAAUGGCGGCUUGACUAACUGCUCUUUUAUUGAAGAAAAAAUUUCAACUAGUUCAAGAAUCAAAGGGUUGUUUAUUAGUCAAGGUAUUUGUAUAGAUGUUGAACUCAUCAAAACUAUUGCACAGCUGAAACAAAUAGUACAAAUGAAAAAAUGUGUUUCUAUAUUUUUAUGGCGUGGAGUUGGUUAUCAAAGAGCUCAUUUUAAUAUUACACUUCCACAACCACAUGAAUUUUAUUUGUCUCAAAUUAAGUUUAGUAAACUUGUUUAUAAUGAAAUAAAUAACUUUAUUAGAGAGAAAUUCAAACAUAAUUCUUAUCUUGGAAUUCACAUUCGUUCUGAAAGACUGUUACUGUGGUAUAAUAUUGAUAGAUUUAAAGAAUGUUUAGACAAUCUUGAAAAAGUGGUUAGUAUACUUGUUGUGAAAAAAAAAAUUAAGCAUAUAUUUCUUUCAAGUGAUAUUGGUCCGCAUGGAUCUGAUCAAAUAAUAACAUUGAAUUCUAGUGUAGUUGAAAAAGCUCAUAACUAUUUUAACAAAAAGUUCGAGGCAAUUAAUGCAGUGUUAUUUACUUCCAAUCGUUCAAGGGGUUUAAUAUAUAAUGAUACUGGAUUUAUUGCAUUAACCGAACUUGGUAUUUUGUCUCAAUCACAUUAUUUGGUCACUUUAGGCACCGGUACCUUCCAAGGUUGGAUAGUAAUGGCAUAUAAAAAUCACAAAAAAAUUUCAACAAGGUCUUGGAGUUUGACACAAGUUUGCUCCACAGAAUUAAAAAAUGUUAGAGACAGAAAAAAAUCUUAGUGUUUGUCAAACUAAACACCAACUAGAAUAUUACCUAUAAGUUCCAUUUUGUCUUUAAAAUUUAGUUAUAGUUUUGUUCCAAAAAUGCUUAUAAA
Molecule: messenger RNA, 1970 nt
Organism: Hydra vulgaris (swiftwater hydra)
Lineage: Eukaryota; Metazoa; Cnidaria; Hydrozoa; Anthoathecata; Hydridae
Biological process (GO): protein O-linked glycosylation via fucose
Molecular function (GO): peptide-O-fucosyltransferase activity
Source: RefSeq, a predicted model, not a curated record